Alosa alosa (allis shad) is the source of this 2077-nucleotide messenger RNA. RefSeq names its product male-enhanced antigen 1 (gene mea1). Gene Ontology annotation, biological process: spermatogenesis. The transcript has 4 exons. The record is from RefSeq and is a predicted model, not a curated record. NCBI's taxonomy places the organism in Eukaryota, Metazoa, Chordata, Actinopteri, Clupeiformes, Clupeidae. Bases 141 to 692 code for a protein of 183 amino acids.
AUUCAUGCUGACCAAUUUCCUUUUCCGCUCUACACAGGAAGCAAACACUGACUGAGGAAGUGUCAUUGCAGAAAACGUUUGACAGAUAAUACAGAAAACAAACGCAAGAGAGCUGUCGGCUGAGACCCCAGAGCCCGUGGAUGGAAGUCAUGGGUCCUGAAAGAAUUCUUCCGAACUCCGAGGAGGAAUUGGGACACGACCGUCCCUCCGACGGAGGAGCCGUGCCCGAGGAGUGGAGCGGAGAGGACAUGGAGGAAGAUGAAGCAGGUGCCCCUGACGAAGAGGAUGAAGACAACGGAGGCUACUAUUACCAGCCCCUCAACCAAGACCCGGAUGGAAUGGUGUCGGUGCCCACCGAACAACCCGAGGACGCGGGCUCACACGCCGACCAGAUUCAAGAUGUCCAGGAACGAAUACAGGCGAUGGGUCUGCACCUGCCCCAACCCCCCGCUCCCGACAGCGAUGAUGAAGACGACCCGGAGGGCGCGGCUGCCAACAGCAGUCGAGCCUCCAUCCCCAUGGACGCUGACCACGUGGAGCUGGUGAAGAGGACCAUGGCUGCCGUGAACCUGCCCUCGCUGGGCAUCCCUCCCUGGGCACAGGACAUCUCCGACGACCAGUGGAAGGACAUGGUCCAGCAGACGCUGCAGACCCGGCAGAGCGCUGCCGAGCUCCCACUGGAGCGCAAGUGAGAAGUGGACGUCACGGCUGGACACACACACACACACACCUCCGCUACACACACUUCAUCUCGCUAUUCCCUCUGCGUAAAAGACAAUUGUCCAGGAGUUACUGAGAUUAUGAGAGAUGUUGAGAAGGAAUUUAACUUUCUUGAUAAAAUGUUGAUCAGAACAGAAAGGUGAAAAUAAAUCUUAGAAUUGUGUCUUCAAAUGGAGGAUCCAUUCAGCUAAUUGUGAGACUAGAACAUAAUUGAGAGACCAGACUGUUGAGUGGAAAAAAACACGAUUGCGGCUUACCGUCCAUGCAAAGACCUCGUUAUAUAUGAGACGAAGUUGAAGAGCUUCUGCUGAAAUCAUAAUGUCCACGAGGACAUGAGAACAUCCCAUAAUAUCCAUGAGGAAAUGAGCGCCCCCCUCCCCCCCAUCUCAACAUUCAUAAUAAGUAUUUCAUAACAUUCAGCUCAUGACCUCAUUUCAAACCUCCUCCUGGCCCGCGCUGUGAGGCUGCACACACACGGAGAAGCAGAGUGCGUGUGUGCAUGUGUUUGUGCGUGUGUGUGUGUGCGCUACAUGGGCAGGUGUCCACGGAGCAGGGAGAGGCAGGAGCCCUCACUAAAACCCACUAAAAAUGUCUAAAGCAGGUUAAUAUGAUGGUGCUGUUGGCAUGAGACUAGCCCUGUGUGUGUGUGUGUGUGUGUGUGCGCUACAUGGGCAGGUGUCCACGGAGCAGGAAGAGGCAGAGUGUGUGUUUGUGUGAGUGUGUGUGUGCGUGCGCUACAUGGGCAGGUGUCCACGGAGCAGGGAGUGUGUGUGUGUGUGUGCAACAUGGGCAGGUGUCCACGGAGCAGGGAGAGUGUGUGUGUGUGUGUGUGUGUGUGUGCUACAUGGGCAGGUGUGUGUGCUACAUGGGCAGGUGUCCAGUGCUACACAGCUGGAGUAGAACACUUUCCUUUUACUUUUUAAAACAAGUUCCGUCUAAAUACCUGCAGUACCUGCCUGACCAAAGUCUUAAUUCAAAGUGAUCUGUGUUGCACAAGGGCAUCACUAAACUUAGUUGAUGUUAACAAGUACGUCAAGUGGAGUGUUUGCUGACGUGAUCAUGUAAGUGUUUGUGUGCAUUUUAAUUCUCAAAUGUAAGUGUAAGUGUGGGAGUGCAGUCCUGUGUGUGUGUGUGUGUGUGCUGGUCAGUCCUCUGUGUGCUAUUGAAAGUGUGUCUGUGUCUCCCAUACUGGCCCAUGCCACAUGCAGAUCAAAAACACUUCAUUGCCUGUAAAGUCUUUUGUUUUUGACUUUAUUUUUGUUCUGUACAUACAUGAACAUCUGUACAAAAUAUGACUUUCAUACUAUGUAAUGCUCUACCUAAUAAAAGUACAACAUAUGUACAUAUAACCUGGAAA